CUCAACUAUCAUCUUAUGCUGCUGAUUUGGUCUCUUGUCUCCCUGAGGUGCCAACAAUGGCUGUAGAGAAGGUCUUUGUGUACAACAACACAUCCAUUGUGCAGGAUGAAAUUCUGGCCCAUCGCUUGGGCCUCAUCCCUAUCCGAGCUGACCCUCGACUCUUUGAGUAUAGAAACCAAGGAGAUCAAGAAGGCACAGAAAUCGAUACUCUGCAGUUUCAACUGAAAAUAAAAUGCAGCCGAAACCCUCAGGCUGCCAAGGAAUCAUCUGAUCCUAAUGAACUAUAUUUCAAUCACAAAGUGUACAGUAAACAUAUGACAUGGGUGCCCUUGGGGAAUCAGACAGACCUUUUUCCAGAUGCUGACUUCCGACCUGUUCACGAUGAUAUCCUCAUUGCACUGUUGCGGCCUGGACAGGAAAUAGAUGUGCUUAUGCACUGUGUCAAGGGUAUAGGUAAAGAUCAUGCCAAGUUUUCUCCUGUGGCCACGGCUAGUUAUCGACUGCUUCCUGACAUUACUCUCCUGCAGCCUAUUGAGGAUGAGGCAGCUGAGACAUUGCAGAAGUGCUUUUCCCCUGGAGUCAUCGAGAUCCAGAAUAUCAAGGGAAAAAAGGUGGCAAGGGUAGCCAAUGCACGGUUGGACACGUUCAGCAGAGAAGUUUUCCGUCACGAGGGUCUGAAAAACCUCGUGCGCCUGGCAAGAGUACGGAACCAUUACAUCUUUUCAGUGGAGUCGACGGGUAUCUUGCCUCCAGAUGUGCUGGUGAGCGAAGCCAUCAAGAUCCUGAUGGGAAAGUGUCAGCGCUUCCUAAAUGAGCUGGACUCUGUGCCUAUGGAGUGACCAGACUGUAGCUGGGAAGCAUAUCCCUGCAUUGCUGUUCUGGACUUCCUGCAUCUGGCUGUAGGGGAGAUUUCUCUUCCAUACGCAAGAGCUUUGAGAUGGGCUUGCUAAGAGUCCUAGGACCAUCUCUUUGGAUUUGUCUUCUGUUUGGUAAUGAGCCUCAGUGAGGAGAUGAACUAAAAUAAAAGCCUUUUUUAC
Molecule: messenger RNA, 1037 nt
Organism: Acanthisitta chloris (rifleman)
Lineage: Eukaryota; Metazoa; Chordata; Aves; Passeriformes; Acanthisittidae
Gene: POLR1C
Product: polymerase (RNA) I polypeptide C, 30kDa
Exons: 6
Biological process (GO): DNA-templated transcription
Cellular component (GO): RNA polymerase I complex; RNA polymerase III complex
Molecular function (GO): protein dimerization activity
Source: RefSeq, a predicted model, not a curated record